Molecule: messenger RNA, 480 nt
Organism: Bolinopsis microptera
Lineage: Eukaryota; Metazoa; Ctenophora; Tentaculata; Lobata; Bolinopsidae
Product: oxidative stress-responsive serine-rich protein 1-like
Exons: 2
Coding region: 1-480 (159 amino acids)
Biological process (GO): cellular response to hydrogen peroxide
Source: RefSeq, a predicted model, not a curated record
AUGGCUGAGUCGCCGACGUCAGUGUUAACGCAGACGUUUGAAUCACUCUGUGUAGAUAUUGGUAGUGAGACCGAUCCCAAUGAUACCCCAGACAAGAAGAAACAGACUUCUCGCGGUACUAAAGUCAGACAUAACUCCGACUCUGUGUUCGCUAUCGAUAAGAAUAAGGGGAGACGCAUAACGAAAUGUAAACAGAGUCUUUCCCCCAAACUGCGUAAAGAGCAAGUAGAGCAAUUCCUGGAGUCCACAACAGAGGAGCACACAACGCCGCGACGUUCAGCGCGGCGCUCCACACGACGCCGCCACACUGUCGGAGACCCAGCACCCUCGGCACCAGCAACACCUGGGCCGCAACAACACGCGCGCGGGUGUCGUGUACAAGCUAACGAUGUCACUGUAGAUGAACUGGCGGGGUACAUGGAGAAUGCUCUGUUUAUCCCACGACCUAUGAGCUCCAUGGCUGAAAUGAUGUACACGUGA